AGGGUUAUUCUGAGAAAGGAAGAAAAACUGCUUACUUAUAGAGAAUGGAGUGUUUUUAAACGGAACAGAAGCCACCUUCAGAAAGGGCAACAGAGAUGUGUGACCCUGCGGAUCCAAAGCCCCCUGAGCUAGCAGGAUUAGAUGAGGAUGCCCUGAUGCCCUCUGGCUGGAGCCACUUCAGCGUUGGAACCCAAAGAAGCUGGAGUGCCAGGAGCUUUCCAGCUCCCUGGCUGAGGCGCCUGGGCUUCCCGUUGCUCCUGGCCUUCUUUGUCCUCUCCUUCAUCCUCAGCAUCAUUACCCUGACCCAAGUCUUCCAGAAUCAAAGACUGUAUAAUUCGGAGCAGGAAGCAGUCCAGGAGAAAUUGAACCAGCUCUCUGCCCAGCUGAAAGGUGAUCAAGAUUUGAGGGACAAGGGUCAACUUGAAGCAUCACAGUUCAUUGAACAACUGAACAAAACCCUGAACUUGAAGAUCAACAAUCAACUUGAAGCUUCAAAGUUCACUGAACAACUAAACAAAACCCUGAGUGCCCUUUGCCGCCCAUGUCCCUGUCAGUGGAAGUUCUAUAAAGAUAGCUGUUACUACUUUUCUGUGGCCCAAGCAUCAUGGGAGACAGCCAGAAAAGCAUGUGAGGCAGAUGGUACCAACCUGGCCAUCAUUAGCUCUUCUGAGGAGCAGAACUACCUGAAGCUGAACUUGGACUCCAAUCGCAGGCCACGGUGGAUUGGACUCAGUGACAAAAAGAAAGAGGGGACGUGGCACUGGGUGGAUGAAACAGCUCUUGGGCAGUCCUUUUGGAAUGAGGGAGAACCCAACAAUGCUGGUGAUGAGGACUGCUGUGAGCUGAUUCCUAAUGGCUGGAAUGAUGCACCUUGUAGCAAAGAGAACUACUGGAUCUGUGAGAAGAAAGCUUCCCCUUGCCCCAUGCUCUGAGGAGCUCCAGGGAUGGCGGGUGCUGAGCUGGGGAGCAGCGGUGCCUCCAUCUGGCUAGAAGAGAAGAGUAGCUGGGCCUGGGAGCUCGAACUCCUGGGUCAGACCCCAUGUCAUGAAGGCCAAAGUUCCCUCGGAUCCCCCAAAUAAACUCUUCCCCUGACACUGCCUCCCAUACUAAUCUCCAUGGCUUUGGCUGUGACCUCUACAUAGCUGACUCCCAGGUUUGCCUCUUUUGGGUGCUCCCCUAAGUCUUGAACUCCAGGCAUCCAUCGGUCUGUGGCUGGCCAUCUGUCCCUGCCUGGAGGUCCUGUUUCAUUAUAAUAAACAAUUCCUUCCCCA
This is a messenger RNA of Monodelphis domestica (gray short-tailed opossum), 1271 nucleotides long. It is a transcript of the gene CD209, whose product is annotated as CD209 molecule. NCBI's taxonomy places the organism in Eukaryota, Metazoa, Chordata, Mammalia, Didelphimorphia, Didelphidae. The record is from RefSeq and is a predicted model, not a curated record.